Molecule: messenger RNA, 1937 nt
Organism: Aaosphaeria arxii CBS 175.79
Lineage: Eukaryota; Fungi; Ascomycota; Dothideomycetes; Pleosporales
Product: FAD/NAD(P)-binding domain-containing protein
Exons: 4
Coding region: 62-1747 (561 amino acids)
Molecular function (GO): NADH dehydrogenase activity
Source: RefSeq, a predicted model, not a curated record
AAGGAAUUCCUUUCUGUGUGGAUUUUAUAUUUCAUACAAUUUUGACAGGUCACACAACGAUAUGAAAACGAUAACAUGCAUACCCUGUUUAGGCAGGUUCCCUGCAGCUUUCCAUGAAUCGGGUUCGCGCAGGAUCACCUAUGCCACUUCCUUAUUAGCAUCGCAUGCAUCGACAUUGAAAUCCCGACCACAACCACUGACGCUACAGCAAAGACGGCACAUGACCGUAGAUCAAUUGGACUCUAACAAAGAUGACCGUGAACGAGUCGUCAUCUUGGGCAGUGGUUGGGGCGGGUACAUGGUAGCUAGACAGCUUGAUGCACGCAAAUACCAGGCCGUCAUUGUCUCUCCUCGAUCUUACUUUGCAUUCACGCCGCUGCUGGCUUCAACAUCCGUGGGCACUCUCGAGUUCCGCACAGCGCUGGAGCCUCUUAGGAGUAAGCGUAUUAAGGUCAAGUACUUGCAAGGGUUUGCGGACCAGAUUGAUUUCAGCAACAAGACAGUCACGAUUGAAGAGUCGGUGGAUGAUCCUAGUGUGACGUUGGCGCCUGAGAAGGGCCAGCAUGCGGGGGAGAGGAGAGAGCAACGGCCACAGGAGAGGAUUGAGCAGGCGAAGACGGGGAGACUCUUCAAUUUGACAUAUGACAAGCUCGUUAUUGCUGUAGGAUGCUAUAGUCAAACGUUCGGCACACCAGGAGUGAGCGACCAUGCAUUCUUUCUCAAAGAUGUCGGUGAUGCGAGAAGGAUCCGCAACAGAAUCCUAGCAUGCUUCGAGGCCGCCGCCCUCCCGACCACAUCUGACAAGAUGAGAAGACAACUCCUGAACUUUGCCGUUAUUGGCGGCGGGCCAACAGGCAUAGAAUUCUCCGCAGAGCUGCACGAUAUCAUCAACGAAGACCUGGCUCGCAUCUAUCCAGAGCUUAUUCCUUUCCACAAGAUCACAGUCUAUGAUGUGGCGGACAAGGUCCUCCCCAUGUUUGACGAGAAGCUAGCAAACUAUGCGAUGGACACCUUCAAGCGCGAAGGCAUAGCCAUCAAGACUAGGCACCAUGUUGAAGAGCUGAGACCAGGGGCACCUGGCGAGAAAGUCGAUUCGAAAUCAAACGACCACGCCUGCUACACCCUGAAAGUGAAAGAGGAGGGAGAGAUAGGCGUCGGGAUGGUAGUCUGGAGUACUGGAUUGAUGCAGAACCCUUUCGUUGCUAAGACUCUUGCAAAAGAGUUGGAUCCUUCACAAGGACGUCUUGGUUUGACCAGAUUGGGAUCAGACAGUGACGGCGCACUGCCGAAAUCCUGGCAUAUUAAGAGGGAUUGCAAGUCCGGCUCAUUCUUGACCGAUGAUCGCCUUCAGCUGAAGGUACAGGCCUCUGGCGAGGGGGAGAAAAGGCCUGAAGCCACCCUUCAAGGUGUCUACGUCCUCGGCGACUGUGCAGUUACGGAGGGUAGCCGAUAUCCCGCGACUGCGCAGGUAGCUUCGCAGAAGGCGAUCUGGCUGGCGAAGAGGCUUAACAAAGGUGACCUCGAGCAGUCCACAUUCACCUGGAAGAAUUUGGGUGUUAUGGCUUAUAUCGGCAACUGGAAGGCACUGCUCCAGGGCGGAGAAGGUGGAGGCAUAUCUGGCCGUACGGCAUGGCUGGUAUGGCGCGGUGCCUACCUCACUAAGAGCGUGAGUGUAAGAAAUAAGAUUCUUAUCCCGAUAUAUUGGUUCAUCAACUGGAUAUUCGGGCGAGACAUCAGUCGGUUCUAGGUCGUCACUCUAGCGAAAUGCUGGAACACAUUGUAGGAUAUGUUUAUAUAUGGAAGGGUUCAAGAGGCCACUUUAGAUUUAGACCACCGGUAGGUAUAAUAUUGGAAAAGCGUAUUUGAAUAGACUUUCGACUGGGCUUUGAUAUCAUUUCAAGUUCCUCUCUGUGGUAGUACUUCACUGCCAGAUCCAC